Messenger RNA from Bursaphelenchus xylophilus (pine wood nematode), 3701 nucleotides. Lineage: Eukaryota; Metazoa; Nematoda; Chromadorea; Rhabditida; Aphelenchoididae. The record is from the annotation of a GenBank genome assembly.
AUGUCUCGGCCUCCAUUAAGAGGUCAUGGCUAUCAUGGCCAGAGGCCUCAUGCCGAUCGAACCCAAGAACGGUAUCCACCCCAAACUGUCUGCCGAAUGUUACAAUUGGAGAACAGUAAACUGGAAAGACUUGAAGAUGCUGUAUGUUGAUCGAAAAUAUAAAUAGCAUUGUGUUUAGAAUAAGUUGUUACAAUUCGAGGAAGCUUUUGUUCAACUGCAGGCAAUGUUAGUUAAGAUCCCUGAUAUUAACAUGGGAGAAUAUUUGUUGAAGAACAUGAACAAUGCCGACAGUAUUGGAAAAGCUAGUAUUCAAGGGUUUCUUUGUGAUCCCCCGAAGGCUCAGAAGGUAUGAGAUUUGCAUUACUUUAAAUUCACAACUGUUUGGGUAUUAAUUUAUGCCUUUUAGUAUCUCGGAUUUAUUGCACUUGCCGCAAAAGUGGAUAACUGGCAAGAAACUCUGACUUCUUUUAACAAAAUCAUCCUGGACGGAUUCUGUAUUUUGAAACCGCAAGUUAGGUUGCGAUUAGUCGACCUUAUGGAGUAUAUUGUACUAGAGAAUCCUCCCAAUUGUGAUAACGUCCUGUUGAAUUUCUUCAGAGAGACUAAUAAUGGUAAGAAGUCAAUUCUGAACUAUUUCUCAUUGUUUCACUUUUAGGAAGUCGAUUGGGCGAUAUAAAUCACGCUUUGGAAUUGGCCGAACUUCAAGCCGAGUUUGUUAUCCGGCAGAAGGAAUGGUUCUCCAGGAACACAUUCAACUUCCCAUUGACUCCUGUGGUUUGCAUAACAUUCACGCGAGUGUUGGCUGAGCUUCCUCCUGGCCGGGAACGACUUCAGAGUCUUUUAUGUUCCGCCGUGGACAUCUUGUUCCACGACCGUUUUCGAGAUUUGACCUUUUUGGGUCGAGAACAAAUUCUGAUUAUGCUCCGAGUCUCGAAAAUUAAUCACUUGCGGCAUUAUUGGAGGAUUCUUCUUCACAAUCCUCGCCUUUUAUUGCCUCAAGGUAUGGAAAAUAUAACCAAAUUAAUGGCGGUCAAAUGUUCGCCUAACAUUUCACAAUAUCGAGUGGCGUUUAAGAUUCAAAAUGUAAUAGAAUAUGUUCUUACCUACAAACCAGAGAUUAUCGAGCGUUAUCAUUGCGAAUGGUUUAUUAAAGAAGUAAGUGGUUGCAGUAUCCAGGUUUAUAUUACUUUAGUAUCUCUCCGGAUUUGACGCAGCAACCUUGCGGGCAGAUAUUAUUCGGUUUGUGGUUACCCAUCGACCGUAUAAUAACACAGAAGCCUUGAAAGCAUCAAGGCCUGUCUUCCUGGUGAAGUUACUCAAUCAUUGCAAGGUAAUAAUAUUCUGUAUAACUCAGCCUUAUUUUUUGUUAAUUUUAGAGCCCUCUUGAAUUUCAAAUGGCCAAGAACGCCCUAAUAUUUGAUUGGUUAUGUACAGAUGCGAAUGACGUCGCAUCUGUCAGCUCAGGUGUGAUCACCGAUUUUUUUAAUAAUCACAUUUUUUGAUUUUAGCCGCCCAGCUAGAUGUAUUUCUGUCCGUUCUAAAGUAUUGUUUCAAUAAUAAUAUUAACAACAAUGUCAUCCUGGCCAACUCUACGAUCGAUCAGCUUAUCCGAGUAAGAUUAUAUCUAUUUUUGAUGAUUUUAUUUUUAGAGUGUGUUCGAAUUCCAACCUGCUUUCUCACAUUUGAUCCUGAACAAUCUCGCGAAUUCGGUUCGAACAGUUUUGACAUAUCAACCUGGGUGAGGUGUGUCAUGUUGGACUGAAGUAAUAUCGAGUUCUUUCAGAUCUCUUAAAAUUUUUGAUCAUCCACGUAUCGACAGGUCUAAUCGUACCGCAUUAUCAGUAAUUCUUCCCGAUUACUUUGGAAAACCACCAGAGUCACAAGCUCAGAAGCCUCCGGAAGAAACGAGGAAACGGAAAUCUCCGGAUUCUGAAGAGGUUAUCCCGGCAAAAACAAAGAAAAUAGAACCAUUGCCACCGGCCAAGACUCUCAAGGCUAUUGAAGAGGAGAAUCGAAGGAGAACUCAGUCUAAGUUAAAAGAAUUGAGUGGACAAUUGAAUGGGGAGAUCAAGAAAAGAUUCGAUUUGAUGAUGAAUAUCACCCAAAAGAAUGGAGUCGAGAGUAUGGAGAGUUUCGAAGCUGCCAAGAGUUUCUUUGCCCGAUUAAAGGUCUUGAAAGUGGAUGAGGCGCAGAUUAAUGUCCUGGCGGAUUGUAUUCUCGAAUAUUGGGAACCAUUUUUAAGCAAAAGGCGGUACUUUAAGAGAUUACGGUAAGUAUUUUGUGGAAGAAUCUUAUUGCGACUUUAGGGCAAAUGCGAAUAAUAUCAUUUACGCAUUCUUCGAGAACUGGCAGGCCACAAAGGGACAAAAGACGGCACGACAAAAUUUCUCGGCAUUGGUCAAGAAAUUCGCCGUUAAGUCUCCAUUAAUUGGAAUAUUGACUAUUAUCCAUGGUCUCGACACAAAUUCGGGCACUGAAUUGUAUAAGGAAUUUAUCCAACUCAUCAAGAGCAAUGUCCCCGACCAGUUAUCCAAAGACAUUGCGGUGGCUGCGGUCGAGGAUUCGGAUUCUCUUAGAUUGAUCCUCACCAAAAUCGCCUCAUUCCCCGAGGCAUUGGGUACGGUCGAACUGAUCGAAGUGAUGUGUAACUACAUAAACGAAAGUGACUUAUACAUUUUAACCAAGAUCUUAUCCUCUUCCGUCUCAAGUCCCAAACUUUUUGACCGAGGGACCUUCCACAAAUUGGUCAAGAAAUCUCAUCAAUGGUCUCCGAACGCGCAAUGGCUCUUCUGGAACAUCAUCAGGAUCGAGGGAAUCCCAGCGGAUUGGCUGACAGACUGUCUGUACUUGAUUAAUGACAAGUUGCAUCCUGUGGCGAGCAUGAAUGUCCUUUCUUCCCUUAACAGCUCGGAUCUUCUGAUUGAUGUCAAUCUGGCCCGAGAUUUGUUCUUCCGACCGCUGAAUGAUGGACUCACGUUGACUUUUUUGAAAGUGAGGAAAUAAUUUUUAGAGGCCGAAGUAAUCGGAAUUUCGGUCUUGAAAUAAUUUAUAAUUAUUUCGUUAUUCUAGGCGAUAAUGUUGGACGAUAAAAGCACUGCAACUUUGGCCGAGCAAACGACCAAAGUGAUGGUGAAAUUGAUCACAACGGACAGGGUCACAAAGCCCGAUAAAACAUUCCAACACGAGGGGGAAGCCAAAUUUGGAUUUCUGGAGAAUGUCCUCAGGCAUUUGGAGAAGGCAAGGAAGGCCGGGACCAAGGAUCCGGUGUUCAUGACUUUUGUAAAAUGCGAGUGGUUUGUGGCAUUCUACAAUCAAGUGCAUGCCAGGCCCGCAUUGGUGGAGAUCAAGGACAAUCAUCAAACAUUGUUUGCCUUGUGGAAAAAGGGCAAGCAAGCGAUGAAAGCGGGACAAAAGAAAAAGGAUCAGAAGGUAGGAGAAUAUAGUUUUGUAUCGUAUUCGCCGUAAUGAGUGAUGUGACUGUGAUUUUAAUGGCACUCGUGGAGUUUAAUGUGGUAUCAGUGACUUGUUUUGGAACACCUUUUGAUCACAAUAAUAGUUUAUAUUAUCGUAGGCAUCUCAUGGGACUUAGCAUCGAAUCUCAGCUCCAGUCACAAGUUCCUCGUCCAUCGUCAUACUGUAAUUUUUAGGAGCUGCGACGAAAACGGACGGUGGAUUACGUGGAACUCAGUGAUGACGAUUAG